CUGUUACUUGUGUCAGCUUAUCACCAAAAUAUUUGUAGAUUUAAUUUAUUAUCGAUUUUUUGGAACUGAAAUUAUUAAAAUUAUAAAUAAUGGGCAGUACUGCAAAGGCUAUAGUUACAGGUUUUAUAUGUAGGCUGUGUUCGGAACAGAAAAAAGUGGUUAUUCAUCUAUACACCGAAAGAGCUAGAAAAUUAGACUUAUUGAAUAAAGUUAAGCUUAUGCCUAUUUCUCUCAAAAAGUACGAUAAUUUACCAAAAACAAUAUGCGAACAAUGUAUACAACGUCUAGAAGAUCAAGUGAAAUUACUAGAGAAAGUAAAGAAAAACCACGAAAUUCAGAGAAGACAUAGACUGUAUCAUAGCAAUGGUCAGUGUCCUGUGCAAUGUCCUUUACACAAUGUUAAUUGGCCUUAGAAGAGGAGAAAUAAGAAGGAUCCUUUACUAAUUGGUUUUUAUUAAAUUGUAUAUACUUAUUGGAUUUAGAUUAACAUUUUUUAAAAAAUGUAUUUGCAAGCGUGUCUUUACACAGGUUUUAGUUACUAUUGUUAUUUGUUACGAUGUCACCUUCAUAAUGAUACCCACUUAAAUAUUUAAAAGAAGUACUUGGUAUUGAAAUUAACUUAAAAUUCUUAAUAUCAUUUAUCUCGUUUACAAAGAUAAGAUAAAAACCACCCCAAUUACAUUAAUGAGGAAAGCUCAAAUUACAUUAAUGGAACAAAAAAUUGAAAAUUCAUUCAGCAAAAAAGUUUCAUCAUUCCUAUCAUUAUCAUCACAUACCUAAUUAUUUCUUUAAUUAUAUUGAAUAUAAUUUAACUU
Messenger RNA from Phyllotreta striolata, 815 nucleotides. The record is from the annotation of a GenBank genome assembly. NCBI's taxonomy places the organism in Eukaryota, Metazoa, Arthropoda, Insecta, Coleoptera, Chrysomelidae.